GCUUCUGCUUUAACCCCACUUUGGUCUUGUCUUCUGAAAAAAAAUAUUAAAAAAAAUCAGAUACCAAAUACAAUAAUCUUAGACCGCCAUUAUCAAAACCAGAAAACUUGCAGAAGCACAAAUAUCUACAGAAGGAACAGAUCAAGAAACUUUAUAGGAUUGAAAAAAAAAUGAACUUUUGAAUUGAAAAAAAAAAAAGUUUCCAUUUUUAUCUUAUGUUAAAUGCAUCAGAAGAAUCUUGAAGUUCAGAUAGGUCAAGAACACAGUGACCUUUCUUCCAAUUUCAUCUCUUCCCAUCAAAAACAAUACCAAAAUCCAAUCUUUAUCCCAAAUCAGCCAACCCCAUCUGAAAAUUUUUCCAAUAUUAAUCUCCAAAUCAAGAUCCCAUCACCAGAUUCUUCAACCAAUCAGAUUCAUUUUAGGGAUGAACCUAUUUGCCAGAAUCAAUCACCAGGAAAAACCCUUUUGUCAACACCUCAUAAAAGGCCAAUAAUGUCUCAAAGUUCCAAUCUUUAUCACUCCCCAACACCCUCUUCCUCUGUUAACCAACAAGUACAACACAAUCAUUUCAAAGCUACUGUGCUGAAGUCAAGCUCUUCAUCAAAUCAGUCUUUUCUAUGUCCUUGUUCUAUACCUGUGUUGUUAGCUACAAAAAGAAUCACUCUAAGACUCCUUCAUCACUCUUGUCAUGCUUCUUGGAUUAGAGUCCAUUUGAAGCUUUUUAUAUUGCUUUCUUUGCCUUCUCUUUACUUGUUGACUUCAACUCAUUACUGGGGUUCUUUUCUUUACUUUCUGUUUAUUAUUGCUCUAAUUGCUUUUCUUGUGAUUUCACUUUGUGUGGCUCUCCCUUGUGUUCCUUCUAUCCGCAUAUUUUUUGCUAGAACUUUGUCUAUCAAUCUUCAUUCAUCACCUACUGCCUCAAAGUCUCGACCUUCUGUUGUUUGGUCAAUUGGUUCAAAGCCUAAACAAGAAAGGAAACCAGUUUCAGGGUGUUGGGUGCAAGUUUACAGCAAUGGUGAUGUGUAUGAGGGUGAAUUUCAUAAAGGGAAAUGCUCAGGAAGUGGGGUUUAUUACUAUCGUUUGAAUGGGAGGUAUGAAGGUGAUUGGAUAGAUGGAAAAUACGAUGGAUAUGGGGUGGAAACGUGGUCGAAAGGGAGCAGGUAUAGGGGGCAAUACAGGCAGGGAUUGAGACAUGGAGUUGGGAUGUAUAGGUCUUAUACUGGGGAUCUAUAUGCUGGGGAAUGGUGUAAUGGGCAGUGUCAUGGAUGUGGGGUUCAUACUUGUGAAGAUGGAAGCAGUUAUACAGGGGAGUUUAAGUGGGGUGUCAAACAUGGAUUGGGUCAUUAUCAUUUCAGAAAUGGGGAUACAUAUGCUGGAGAAUAUUUUGCAGAUAAGAUGCAUGGUUUUGGGGUAUACCACUUUGGAAAUGGACAUCGCUAUGAAGGAGCCUGGCAUGAGGGAAAGAGGCAAGGGUUUGGCAUUUACACUUUCAGAAAUGGGGAAACUCAGUCUGGUCACUGGCAAAAUGGGAUUCUUAAUGUUUCAAGUAGUCUUGGCACCCAUCCGGGAUCUCCUUCUGCAAUUGACCAUUCUAAAGUGCUUCAUGCAGUCCAGGAAGCAAGACAAGCUUCUGAGAAAGCUGUGAAUGUGACAAAGGUGGAUGAAAGAGCAAAACGAGCUGUCACUUCUGCCAACAAGUCCGCCACUGCAGCAAGAGUAGCAGCUGUGAAAGCUGUCCAAAACCAGAUUCAUCAGAAUGGAGACAGUUGCCAUUCACCAUUAGCAAUUGUGUAAACCCCUCGGUUGGCAGAGGCUAUGGUUUUGCACCCUCUCAUCGGUCUUGUUUUUAGAUACAGAGACCGAGACUACCAGGGACCAACUUGGAACCACAACAGGCAAUGAGCUGAUUGAGGAGCAAGUUUAUCACGUCCCUUUCAUUAGGCCUUUACUAAUAUGCUUAUAUAGUGCGCCCUCUUAUAUGGAGCUAAGAGCGCAACCAAAAAAAAAAAAAACUGCAGAUGUAAUUAGGUGGUUUUAUCUUUUCUUUCUGUUGUUGCUGUCCAGUAAGUGUAGAUAGUUUCCUGUGUUCUGUGUUUUGCCAUAAGAGAAUGGCCAAGUUCCUAAACUUGUAUCUCAGAGGGAGAUCACCUGUGCUGUGCUAUGUUGUAAAAAGUAAUAGUAUCUAAACAUGUGCUGUAUUAACAAAUGACUUCAUAAAUUUUGUCUCAUCAGCA
Solanum dulcamara is the source of this 2234-nucleotide messenger RNA. RefSeq lists its product as uncharacterized. Lineage: Eukaryota; Viridiplantae; Streptophyta; Magnoliopsida; Solanales; Solanaceae. The transcript has 3 exons. The record is from RefSeq and is a predicted model, not a curated record. The coding region runs from base 223 to 1794 and encodes 523 amino acids.